AUGGCAUCAGCAUACCUCCGAAGCACACCUGAACUGCAGAAAUCUCUCGUCUCGGUCCUGUACUAUGGUCUUCUUUCUUUGACUAAAGGCGACAAGCCGAAUUAUUCUCUUCUGUUUGAUCAUCUUUACGGUUUGAAGAAUCAAGCUAGCAGUUCUCAGACCUCAAUCUUGGCAGACUUGGUCACUAACACUUCCUUACUGUCCAAGCUAAGGACCACAAUCACCGGAAAGAACGCAGAGCGAGCACAGGGCCUGGCAAACACUCUUUCGUCCCUCCUUUCACCCUCGAUUGCAAGACCCAAGAGAACGCGCAAGGUAAAUAAGAGAAAAGGGAAGGCGACAGCAGAAGAGUUUGGUCAUGGUGCUAUUUCGGGCGAGCACAACAUUCAUCGAGUCGGCUUCAUAUCACAAAUUCAGGAUCUGUUCCCAGAUCUUGGAUCAGGAUUCAUCGCCAGAUUAUGGAACGAAUAUCACGACGACCCAGAGCAAGUUACCGCCCGUCUCCUUGACGACUCGCUGCCCGACCACCUACGGUCUCUCGAUCGGACCGAAGAGCUGUCAUAUUCUAAGACAGAUGCUCAACAUACAGAGCAGCAGAAGAUAGAACAUCUGGCACCGCGCAGUACACCGCCUCCACAACGCCGGAAUGUCUUUGAUGAUGAUGAAUUUGACCGCCUUGAGGUGGAUGCAUCACGCCUGCAUCUGGGCAGAAAAAACGCAAAGCUUACUGCAGAUGCUUUGUUGGAAGACAGAUGUGCUGCGCCCGCAAAGAGCGCAAUUCUUUCCGCAUUGGCUGCAUUUGACUCGGACGAUGACGAACGCGAUGAUACCUAUGACGAAGCAGAUGUGGGAGGUUAUGUUGAUUCUGCAAGACCAGAUGGCGAAGAAUCAAGAGACACGGAUACAGGAAAUCAGGGAGAAAAUGAGGAAGCACUGUUCCGUGCCUGGCGCAUGGAUCGCGGAGUUUUUGAGCGGACGUCUGACGUUCGUCGUAGCUCAGCUCGUGCUGCCCUCAAGAGUGAGACUGGAAUGCAAGACGAAGCCAUCGAAGGCUGGGCGAUCAUGCUUAGUCGCGAUCCGAGACGCCUCAAGCGAUUGGAAGCAAGAUAUUCUGCCUUCAGCGGUGCGCAACCGGAGUUGGAGAGGACUGCCUACAGGGAGAGCGAGGCCACCGAAGAUUCAGACAAUGGAGCUGGUGGUCGAGGCGGAAGAGGAGGAGGUCGUGGAAGAGGUCGAGGUGGACGCGGACGUGGCAGAGGCGGUAGAGGUGGCGGUAAUCCAGCCGGACCUCCUAGUGAGAGUAAUACCCAGGCUGCCAGGCAACGAAAAGAGGCACGUGGAUCGAACCGAAGGGAAGGAAGGGCUAGGAAAAUGGCCAGAGCUGGCUUCGCUGGUUAA
Messenger RNA from Aureobasidium vineae, 1398 nucleotides. The record is from the annotation of a GenBank genome assembly. NCBI's taxonomy places the organism in Eukaryota, Fungi, Ascomycota, Dothideomycetes, Dothideales, Saccotheciaceae.